AGGGAUUAAUUGCUCAAGCCAGCAUAUUGUAUUUCAGUUAUCUCUAGUCUUGAUUGCUAGCACACGUUCACAGCUUCACUCUAUAAUUCUUUGUUCUUUUCAACGUUUAUAUAUCAAGCUCAUAUUGUUUUUUCCACUGUUACGAUGCCGCGAGAAAAGAAAUGUCCAGGCUGCAAGAAGCCAGUUAAUGAUCAUGAUUUUGGCGUGCCAGGGAAACAUUGUGACGGUCCUGGGGGCGUUCCCGAAAUUCGGGGCAAUUCUACUACACGGAACGACGAACUGUUGAAUUCGCUCGCCGCCGCUGUUCAAACUCUCACGGCCGAGGUUCAAAGUUUGAAGGCCGAUCAUGCUAGCAGUCGUCAGUCCCAUUCCUUGCCGCCCUCCGACAUUGCUUCGUCGUCGCGAUCUUCUAAAGAUGUAUCGCCGCGCCGUACGACGACAGUUACUUUGCCCGAGCUUAGAGCCAUGGAUGACUUGGCCGACGCGGCGGAUCGACGUGUGGCUCAUGUUCUGCCCAUUGCAUCCAGUGAGUCCGAUGAGGAAGCUGAUAUGGGUGCGCUGGCUUCCUCUCCGUUACGGAAGCCAAAUAAAGCUGAUUCCUCGGCUUUGGCCUCUCUGCAAAAGGAUCUACGACAGACAUUACAAGCUGCUUAUAGCACAGGGACAUAUAGUAAUUUAAAGACUCAAUUUAAGGCCUUUUUUCUAUUUUGCUUAUAUUUUGACUUGACUCCAUUACCAGCAGACAUAGAUACGGUCUGUCUUUAUGUACAGUUUUUAAGUCGUUCGAUUGCACCACCUUCGAUUCGUAAUUAUUUAAGUGGGGUCAAGUUAUUACAUCUUUUUGCCGGUUAUGACUAUGCAUUUACUAAGGAUUUUAGUUUAUCCCUAGCCCUGCGGGGAGUUUCCCGUAGGAUACCACAUGUACCUCAGAGGGCUCCACCGGUAACUCCUAGCCUUUUAUUGCUAGUUGCGCGAACAGUAGAUUUUCAACAUGAUGCUCACUCUUCUACAUUGUAUUGCGCAUUUCUCUUUGCAUUUUUUCUUAUGGCGCGUAUAGCUAAUAUCGUACCGCGUUCGAUUAAGGCAUUUAAUCCUACCCGCGAUCUCACACGGGGUGAUGUUUUGUGUAACGAACAUGGGCUUAUCGCCACGUUUAAGCAUACAAAAACUAUUCAGUUCGGUCAGCGUCGAUUACACAUUCCUCUGUUACGUAUUCCAGGCUCGUUAUUAUGUCCGGUCGCUGCCUAUAACAACAUGAUUCGCCUGGUACCCGCUUCUGCACGCAAACCGCUGUUUUUAUUGCUUGGUCAUUCAGGCCCGUUUGCUUUGACGAAGUCCCGUUUUGUUACCGAAUUUCGUCUGGCGCUUUGCUCAGUGGGGGUUGCUCAUGCUGACUCAUAUCGGGGUCACUCAUUUCGACGCGGCUGUGCCUCUUGGGCGUUUAACCACGGAGUACCAGGGGAAUUGGUACAGUUGUAUGGUGAUUGGGCUAGUGACUCUUACAAAUUGUAUUUAGAAUUUAGUAAUCAAUCCAAAUUGGCGCUUGCUUCCCAGCUACGUGCUUCCAUUCAGGCCAGUAGUUAGGCCUUCUGCACUGUUUUGUUGUUUGGCCGGUGGUUUGGUGGCAGAGAGGUUUAUUAUUAUUAUUUUAGUUUUUCAUUUAUCAGUUUGUAGUGAUUUUAUAAUAAACUUCUCUUAUGCCAAACACAAAACAGUGUCAGUGGUUUAUGUUGGGUUGAGGAAUUUACCCCCCUUU
This is a messenger RNA of Nematostella vectensis (starlet sea anemone), 1756 nucleotides long. RefSeq names its product espin-like protein. Gene Ontology annotation, biological process: DNA recombination; DNA integration. Bases 145 to 1584 code for a protein of 479 amino acids. The record is from RefSeq and is a predicted model, not a curated record. The transcript is spliced from 2 exons. Gene Ontology annotation, molecular function: DNA binding. NCBI's taxonomy places the organism in Eukaryota, Metazoa, Cnidaria, Anthozoa, Actiniaria, Edwardsiidae.